Molecule: messenger RNA, 1449 nt
Organism: Aspergillus heteromorphus CBS 117.55
Lineage: Eukaryota; Fungi; Ascomycota; Eurotiomycetes; Eurotiales; Aspergillaceae
Product: ADP-ribosylation factor GTPase-activating protein
Exons: 6
Coding region: 1-1449 (482 amino acids)
Biological process (GO): COPI coating of Golgi vesicle
Molecular function (GO): GTPase activator activity
Source: RefSeq, a predicted model, not a curated record
AUGGCUGCCUCCAAGGCCGAGGCCCAAAAGAUCUUCGAGAAGAUAAAACUCAAGCCCGCAAACAAGAUCUGUUUCGAUUGCGGCUCUAAGAACCCGACCUGGUCCUCCGUGCCCUUCGGUAUCUACCUCUGCCUGGACUGCUCCUCCAACCACCGCAACCUGGGUGUCCACAUCUCCUUUGUCCGCUCCACCAACCUCGACCAAUGGCAAUGGGAACAGCUCCGGGUGAUGAAGGUCGGCGGCAAUGAGUCCGCUACCAAGUACUUCCAAUCGCAUGGCGGAUCGGCCGCUCUGGCCAGCAAGGACGCCAAAGUCAAGUACACUUGCAAUGCCGCCGUCAAGUACAAGGAGGAGCUGAAGAGACGGGCCGCGCAGGAUGCGCAACAAUACCCCGAGGAGGUAGUCAUUACAGACGUCCCCGCCGACAUUCCGUCCAACGGCUCCAGCACCCCCGCCGGUGAUGAGGACGACUUCUUCUCCUCCUGGGACAAGCCCUCCAUCAAGCGUCCCAGCAACCCUCCUUCCCGCACCGGUACCCCCCCGGUCGUCAGUCGCACCGCCUCGCCGUUCCUGAACUCCGGCGCAAACGGCUCGCGCUCCAAGUCGCCCCUCUCCGCCGACAAGGAGGCCGCUUCCCCUGCCCCUGCCGCCAUCCGGGCCAGCGCUGCUGUCCGCAAGACCCCCUCGACUGCUGCAGCCAAGAAGGGCAGCGUGUUGGGCGCCAAGAAAGCCCCCAAGCUGGGGGCCAAGAAGGUCGCCGCCGCGGAAAUCAUUGACUUCGAUGAGGCCGAGAGGAAGGCCAAGGAAGAAGCCGAGCGCAUCGAGAAGCUGGGAUAUGACCCCGAAGCUGAACAGGCGGAGGCGGAUGCCAAGGCUAAGACUGCCAGCACCGCUGCCACUGCGAUUGCCUCCCCGUCUCCUAUCAGCCCGGGCAAGGGCAACUUCGGCGCCACCCGCACCUCCCAGGAACGCAGCUCCGGUGAUGUGGAGCGUCUUGGUAUGGGCAUUGGAAGACUAGGAUUCGGACAGACUGUCGGCGCGAAGCCCGCCGCCCCGAAGAAGCUGGGCUUCGGCGCUGCUCCGACCAGAUCUGCCGCUGAUGAUGAGGAGGUGAAGCAAAACAAGUCCCGGUUUGGCGCCCAGAAGGGUAUCUCUUCCGAUGAGUUCUUCGGACGGGAUCGUUUCGACCCCGCUGCACAGGCCGAGGCGAAGGACCGUCUCCGUCAGUUUGACAGCGCCACGGCUAUCUCUAGUAACAGCUACUUCGGCCGCCCCGAGGAUGAGCUUCCCGCUGCGGACGAUACCUACGGGGAUAUCGAGAAUGCCGCCAAGGACUUUGUGCGUCGGUUCGGCAUCACGGCAGGUGAUGACCUGGAGAACCUGACGCAGCUUGUCGGAGAGGGUGCAGUCAAGCUGCAAGGCGCUAUACGCAGCUACCUGAACAGCUGA